Molecule: messenger RNA, 4166 nt
Organism: Microstroma glucosiphilum
Lineage: Eukaryota; Fungi; Basidiomycota; Exobasidiomycetes; Microstromatales; Microstromataceae
Exons: 4
Coding region: 117-4094 (1325 amino acids)
Biological process (GO): IRE1-mediated unfolded protein response; intrinsic apoptotic signaling pathway in response to endoplasmic reticulum stress; protein phosphorylation
Cellular component (GO): IRE1-TRAF2-ASK1 complex
Molecular function (GO): ATP binding; protein serine/threonine kinase activity; RNA endonuclease activity
Source: RefSeq, a predicted model, not a curated record
CACGUCUGCGCAUCCUACCGACAUCCAUCGCCUUCCAUUCCCUCUGUGCAGCUCAUCGAUGAUAUGCUCACCUCUGCUGGCCUUGUGAAGCUUGGCAGACAUCCUAGCGGGAGCUCAUGAACACCGUAGUCACGUCCAGGCGGCGCUGGACCGACUCCAGUAGCUCCUCUCCACGCCUGCUCCACCUCUUCUCCUUCCUCGUCUACCUCCUCGUCUCCACAUCCUUCUCCUCGGAGGCAAAGAGAUCGCAGCCGGUACAAGCAUCCGUACUAGCAGCUCAAGGGACAGCAGCCUCUGUAGCAGGCGUCGGUACGCCCCUGGAAGGAUACAGCCUCUCCUCGCUCGUACUCGUCAGCGCAAUUGAUGGCUCCCUCACAGCUCUGGAUCGCAGCACAGGCGAAACGCGCUGGAAUCUCAACAGCCGAGGUUCGAGCUUCUUCCAAGGUGGAUCAGCUGCAGAUGCAGAUGCUCUGACAGACCUGAGCUCGUCUGCCUUCACGCCUCUGGUCAGUACAGAGUAUGGAAAGCGACAUACCUCUCUCGCAGCCCUGCUCGCCGGAUCGGGAGCUAAUGACGAGGGCGGAAGGCCUGGCAAAGCUACGCAGGGAGGAGACCGGGAAGGCUUCGCCUUAGAUGGACUACCAACAAGGACAAGACAUCUUUUGCAGGCGGCUGGGAUGUACAUUGUCGAGCCUGGGUCCUCUGGUAGACUUUACCUUCUGACCUCAAGGCGAGAGGAGGAGGGCGAUGGGAGCUCUCCCGAGGGUGAAGCAGCCUUUGGUCAAGAGGCCAAAGCUCGGCUGCAGCGCGUGCCGUUGACUCUGCCGGAGCUGGUGGGCCUUUCUCCCUUUUCCUUCCCUGGUGACAAGGGAAGGGUAUUUACAGGUACAAAACGGACCAGACUGCUUCGUAUCGACCCUUUGACAGGGCAGCUGGACCGGAGCUGGGAGGCCGAUGGGAGCGAGACGCCUAGUGAUACAGGAUAUGAAGACGAGAGCCAACGUGACGACUACAGAUGGGCCUACCUAGCAAGAACAGAUUAUACCCUCUCCAUCUCCCUACCACGUCGUCCUCAUCUAUCGCAGACACUCCACUACUCCACUUAUGCUCCUCAGUCAUCUGACGGUGAAGUCUCGUCGAGCUGGCUGCAAACAUACACAAAUGCUCGUCUACGCGGCGGCCGAUCGCCUGGACUCGCAGCAGAUGAUGGACAGCUCAUCUUACCCACUGGACUGGGCUCAGAGGGCAGAGAACGAGCGAAAGUGUCAGGCUGGAAUUCGACGCGAGGUUCUCUUGACCACGCCUGGACGAGAGACAUUGAUAGUCAGGUAGUUGACAUCUUCGAUCUACUGCUACCGCGAAAGACCUCACGGCCUUCUCACACUCAUCCUGUCAUCGUCCCGCACCCUCCCUUUGCGCUUUCUGAGAAGACCGUUGCCGGCAGCCCGGAUUUUGCGGGAGACGACAUCAAUGCGGCAGAGGAAGACACGCUCCUGACCUUCUCCCCUUCAACCGGUUCUCUCUACGCCCUCUCGUCCCGCCGCUUCCCUGGCGUGGUGAAGGAAGUCACACCAGCUCUGGCCGGCCUAGAGGAGGCCGAUAGACGUUCGCAGGCACUCACACCUGGAGGAGGAGGAGGCACGCGAAGAGGAGGUCAUCAUCACCCAAUGGAGUGCACAACUUUCGGCUGCUGGCUGGGCAGAUAUAAAGUCAAUGAAGAGGUAUUCGGAGAUCAGGAGCAGACGAGGAAAUUGCUUGGGCCGGGCAGGGGCCGCCCUACUCUGGACGGCAGUCAUGAUUACCAAGGACCCUUACCUCCUCCGCUCGGCCUACCUGAAGGCUCUUCGAGAUCUGCAGAAGCUCAAAGGCAGCCAACACUGCCUUCGCAUCAAGACUCGCCUACCUUUGCGGAGCGCACAGUAUUGACUCUGAAGAGGCUUGGCACCUCCAAAAAGGCAUUGGCUACCCAGGCUUUUGCGCUGCUCUUCUUUGUUGGCUUUGCCAUCUUGUUCAGGAGAGGGACACAGAUUCGCGAACAGCUCGAUAUGCAGAAGAGUUCCCAGAUUGUGCGGGAGUCGGGCCUGAUGUGGGACCCGCGCUUGCCGGCUUCGAAUGGAGCAGAGGCUAUUGAGCUCUCCAAGGGCUCGUCAGCCGCCAACAUAGCAGAGGAGGAGCCUGCGUCUCACAAAGCGGCACAAGUGGAAUUUGACCCUGCGGCGACACCGAAGAAGCAAGGUGGCAUUGUCCCACCAGUUGACCACGAGGCAGCUGCUAGAGCUCUCCUCGCAGAAGAAGAGGCAGACGCCAGCGUAGCGUCAAUCGGCAAGAAGAAGCGGCGGAAGAGAGGGAAGCGUUCUGGAGCGGCAGUAAAGGCCAAGGCGAAUGGGGCUGCUGUUCCGAAUGGAGAUGAUGAGAGCGGUUCUGAGGAUGAGCGCGAGGGCGCGGCUACCAAAGAGCCAAACGGGCAAGGGAAGGAGCACAACCCGCCUGCUGCUCCAGCGCCCUCUGAGCUGCAACGUGCGGACAAAGUCCUGCAGAAAGAAGAUGCUCCUUCAGAUCUUAGCCCAGCUGUGGCUGUGGCUGCUGCAGCCGCUAUGCCAGGUCCAACCACUUCAACGUCAGCUCUGGAGAUCUCAGGCGAGGUACUCGGUUACGGUUCGUCGGGUACGGUUGUCUUCAAGGGCAAGUUCCAGUCAAGGCUCGUAGCCGUGAAGCGUCUGCUGGUCGACUUUGUCCACCUAGCCUCGCAGGAGAUCUCCCUGUUGGAGUCAGCGGAUGACCAUCCUAAUGUGAUCCGCUACUUCUACAAAGAGCAGAAGGCCAACUUCCUCUUCAUCGCUCUGGAGCUCUGUCCGGCUUCACUGGCGGAUGUGGUUGAGCGGCCAGACGAGUGGAAGGACCUGGCGGUGCGGUUAGAGCCCAAGAAGGCCAUUGCGCAGAUCGCCAGCGGUCUACGGCACCUGCACGGGCUCAGUAUCGUCCAUCGAGACAUCAAGCCUCAGAACAUCCUCGUGACCUACAAAGAUCCCCACCAACCUUCGACGUCUGCAUUGAAGAUGCUGCUGAGCGACUUUGGUCUUUCGAAAAGAUUAGACUCGGUUGCACAGAGUAGCUUCUCGCAGACGAUGCAUCACCCUGGCGGCACGGCGGGGUGGCGAGCUCCUGAAAUUCUCAGCGGUGAGGUCAGUCUCGAUGAAGGCGGCAGUAGUGCCAGCACCUCUACCUCGACUAGCAUCGCCGGUCCUACAUCCGUCCGGAGCGCAGCGCCUAGGAUGAGGCUGACGAGGGGCGUGGACAUCUUUGCGCUGGGCUGCGUGACGUACUAUCUCCUCACCUCCGGGGACCAUCCUUUCGGCGCGCGGUACGAGCGCGAGGUCAACAUUCUCCGCAACCAGAAGAACCUCUCGCGUCUCGGCGCCUUUGGAGAGGAAGGGGUCGAGGCUUCUCACCUGAUCACUGCGAUGAUCGAUUGUGAUCCGACCAAGAGGCCGCGAGCGAAUCAGGUGCUGGCACAUCCUUACUUUUGGGAUGCUGGCAAGAGAUUGGCUUUCCUCCAGGAUGUGAGCGAUCGAUUGGAGGUCAUCGAUAGAGAGAAGGACCGGGCGGGCGCUCAGCAGCUCGCUUCUAGCCUCGUCGCCAACGGCAUGGCCGGCAAUGGCAGCGGUGGUGGCGGCAGUAGUAGCAGUAGAGACUCAGCACUGGGCCCGCCCUCUAGCUCAAUGUCAGCAGUCGCAGUUGCGGAGAGCGAGCUGAUCCGGCAACUCGAAGUGGGAGCGAGGGAAGUCACUGCAGGCGGUGACUGGACAAAGAAGGUGGACAAGGCAUUCAUGGAUGAUCUGGGCAAGUGGCGAAAGUACCAUGGGAACAGUGUAAGAGACCUUUUGAGAGCACUGCGCAAUAAGAAACACCACUACCAAGACAUGCCUCCAGCGCUGCGACGCUCCAUGGGGCAUCUACCCGAUGGGUUCCUCAGCUACUUCACACGUCGCUUCCCGCGCUUGUUCCUGCACGUGUACGAAGUCGUGGCAAGGGACGGAUUUGUCAAGUCGGAGACGUCGUUUAGGGAAUACUUCGCACGACCAGAGGAAGACUGAGGCCAGUGUAACAUCUGGUCUCAACUUCGACACCACCCCUUGUACAAAUUCAAAAUGCCCACUGCUCACGCG